ACUUCUCACAGAUGUCGCGACGUUUUAUACGCAGUUCCUUAAAUUAACGUUAGAUAUCAAAACAGUACAACAAAAAUGGCAACAUUGUAAUUUAUUUUGUUCGGUUAUGUUUAUAUAAACAAUUUGUCUUUGUCCCAAAAAAUGAGCGACGACAUAAGAGACACGGUCCUGCAAUGCCCCUUUAACCCGUCCCACGUGAUCUGGAAGAGUCGCCUUCAACGACACAUAAUCAAGUGCAGCCAGAACUACCCGAACCACUUUGUCUGCCACUUCAACGCCUUACAUCGGUUUCUCACACGCGAAGAGCAGGUCACCCACACCUUCAUUUGUCCGGACAUGAAGUUCACACAACCGUGGCGGUACGGUUCGCCCGACGAGGGCCGGAGUGUAAUCAGCACGCCGAUAUUUACCCCGAACGCCAAGGCGUUUAACAUGGAAAUUGAGAACUGGAGCGCCGAGUACGAGUAGAGUUUAUUGGUUAUGCUUGUUCGCAAUGUGACGAUCUAAAUGUGAUUUGGUAAAUAAAUGUAAGUUACAGAUAU
Molecule: messenger RNA, 542 nt
Organism: Photinus pyralis (common eastern firefly)
Lineage: Eukaryota; Metazoa; Arthropoda; Insecta; Coleoptera; Lampyridae
Product: gametocyte-specific factor 1-like
Exons: 2
Coding region: 142-468 (108 amino acids)
Source: RefSeq, a predicted model, not a curated record